AUGAAAUUAGAUUUUAUAAAGAAGGUGUGGGCAUUCUCCACAUUCCUCUUUAUUUUUAAUUAUUCUCUCUACAUAUUUUUAUUUUUCGUAAGAUUUCCUAUUAGUCCCUUACCUAAUUACAUUAACAUUUUAUCUCUUGUAGUAUCACAUUCAGUAGGUCUUUUUAGAUAUAAAAAUGUUACAAGAACACUACAGGAAUCUAAUUUAUUUUGUAUUGGGUUCUUUUUAACAUUCCCUUCUACUUUCCUUCUUCUUCCAUUUUAUUUACUAGGAAUUUAUAACUUUAUGGGAUUUAUGCUAAGUAACAAAAAAAUAUUUAAUUUUGGUACUUGUAUGUCAAUAAGUUCUUUUCAUGUUGUUGUAGGAAGGACUGCUCUUAUGUCUGAAGUUAUUUUCUUUAUAAUAAUAUUUAUUUUAUUUAUAUUUAGAUUUACUUCUAUAUGGACAUUAUUAAGUUAUGGAAUAAUGAUUAGACAGCAGUAUAUUAAUAAUCCAAAUAUGAAGAGUGUAGUUAAAGAGAUGCAAGUUAAAUGUGACACAUUUAGUAAAUAUUUACCAGAGAAUCUUUAUAAGUAUUAUAAUGAGUGUAUUAGAAUUAAUAAAGGUAAUUAA
This is a messenger RNA of Vairimorpha ceranae, 612 nucleotides long. RefSeq lists its product as hypothetical. Bases 1 to 612 code for a protein of 203 amino acids. NCBI's taxonomy places the organism in Eukaryota, Fungi, Microsporidia, Nosematidae. The transcript has a single exon. The record is from RefSeq and is a predicted model, not a curated record.